GGGGGGGAGGAGGAGGAGGAGUGUGUUCCGGGUUUUCACGCUGGCACCAUGUCCGCUGCCCUGCAGCGCUGAACUGCUGCACUUCAGAAACACACACAGAAAAGUUACGUCGAGUGAACUGACGUAUGCCGCGGCGGCUCGACUAGUCGGUUCGGUUCCGGUGUUAAACUCAGCCUUACCGAGCGGGUCUGCCCUCCCUACAUGCGAUGACCACCGCGAACUACGGCGGCAGCGAGGAGCUCGACUUCAGACUGGUGUUUGGGGAGGACACUCAGCUGACGUCGUUAGGCCACACAGAUGCGAGAGCAGAUAAUGGUGCGGCUUGCUACCCCAUGCCUGUGUUCCAGGACCAACCCAUUGUUCAGCCGCCUCCAGGUCCGCAGGGUGGCCAACUUCCCUCCAGCUGUGCUGCUCCCAGUUCCAGCUACAGCUCCGUGGAUUCCCCCAGCCGUGUGUUUGACUGCCCUAGCAUCCAGAUCACCUCCAUCCCAGCCAGCUUCCAGCAUGACCCCCUGAAUGUCAUCCAGGAUGGAGGGGUUCUGGAGCAACAAGGAGCUUCCGCACCUCUGGUUUCCCGCGACCAGCUGUACCUGCCUUUGGAUGCGUCCUACAGGGAUGCACUCUGCCCAAGUCCUUGCAGCAGUCUGUCGUCCCGCAGCUGGCUCUCAGAUGCCUCCUCAUGUGAGUCUUUCUCCCACAUAUAUGAUGAUGUAGAUGCGGAGCUGAAUGAAGCGGCAUCCCGUGUCCGCUUGGGUUCACCACUCGUGUCUCCCCUGGGGUCUCCACUGCCUUCUCCACUCACAUCGCCCCAGGCAUCCCCACAGGUGUCUCCAAUGGUGUCACCCUUCGGUUCACCCAGCUGUGCCUACGCUGAAGAUCCUUGGUUCAGAUACCAGCAGCAGCAGCUACAACAGCGCCUGUACACUCGUUCACUAUCACCUCACCAGUCACCCUACCAAUCACCAAGUGCUAGUGUUACUGAAGAAACCUGGCUCAGCCCACAACCACGUGCCUCCUCACCCUCCAGGCCUUCCUCUCGUCCCACUUCACCAUGUGGGAAGAGGCCGUAUUCUAGAGCCGAUGCUGUGCCGGGGUCAUCCUCGCCUCAUCUUUCUCCCAGCCCAAGUCCGUCUCACUCUCCACGGGGCAGUGUGACUGAAGAGACCUGGUUGGGAAGUCCAGGAGCAAUGGCUGCCUCCUUCCAGGCCUGUUCAUCUGAGAUGGACAUCCCAACUAAAACCAGAAGGACUUACCACACUCAGGAGCCCACGUACCUACUUCUUGGACAGGGGGAUUCAGGGCUAGAAGACUACAGCCACAUCACAUCUCCAUCUUUGGAUUCAAGCAUAGAAGGGUCACUGUCCACCCUGAAGAAAGAGGACAUAGGGGAACACUACUUAUCUGUUCCUCUGGCCUUCGCAUGGCGAAAACCUAAACAAACGCAAACUCCUUUAUUCAGGUCUACAUCUUUACCCUCACUGGAAAGCCCUUUGCCCAGUCAGUUUGGGCAGUUUGAGCUAAAGUUGGAAAUACAGCCUAAACCCCACCACAGAGCCCAUUAUGAAACAGAAGGCAGUCGAGGAGCAAUAAAAUCUCCUUGUGGAAGACACCCUGUUGUAAAGCUUAUCGGUUACAGUGAGAAACAAGUCAGCGUACAGAUGUUCAUUGGCACAGCAGAUGAUCGUCACGUGCGACCACAUCCAUUCUAUCAGGUGCACAGGAUUACUGGCAAAACAGUGGCCACUCCAAGCCAGGAGAUGAUAAUUGGCGGCACCAAAAUUCUUGAAAUUCCCCUGCUCCCUGAAAACAGCAUGUCUGCCAGCAUUGACUGUGCUGGGAUACUGAAGCUAAGAAACUCUGACAUUGAGUUACGGAAGGGAGAGACAGACAUCGGGCGCAAGAACACACGUGUGCGAAUUGUGUUUCGUGUCCAUAUUCCUCAGGCCAAUGGAAAAAUGCUGUCAUUGCAGGCAGCCUCCAUACCUAUAGAGUGCUCUCAGCGGUCAGCCCAGGAACUCCCUCAGAUAGAUAACGUCAGUCCUACCUGUGGUUCUGUGAUUGGUGGUCAGGAGAUGCUGAUCACAGGCCCAAACAUCACUCCAGAGUCAAAGGUCAUCUUUCUAGAAAAAGGCCCUGAUGGCAAAACUCAGUGGGAGGUGGAUGCUAGAACAGUAUGUGAAAAGAGUAAAGAUAUGAGUAUUGUGGUGAAAAUCCCUCCAUAUCAUAAGAGGAUCUUGGCAUCCUCCACUCAGGUACAGUUUUACAUCAGCAAUGGCAAGAGAAAGAGGAGCCCUCCUCAUCGCUUUACCUACGUCACAGCAGUGCAAGUAAAGCAGGAAUUUGACAGUGUUGGAGAGAAUGCUGUCUGUGAUCCGGCUCAGUUCAUCGGUGCUGAGGCCCAGCUGCCCUCCGACCAGGUCCACCCUCUGGAGCAAUGGCUCUACUCUGAAGGCCCAGUUUGUGUUCCAUCGUCAACUCAGCUUAGCUACUCUCCAGGGGGUUCUUCAUAUCUUAACCGGCAUUAUCCUCCAGAUGGUAAUCUCAGCGCUGGACCUGAGCUUCACUCCAUAUUCCACUCACCCUCACUGGAUUUCUCCAAGCCCUCAUUCCAGUCACCUCAGCAGAACAUAUCAUACAAUGGCCAGCCCAAUGUUCACAGUGACAUAGUCAGUGGGGGGAAAUCUUCACCUCUGAUGUCUAAUCAAGCAAAGUCUCUUCUGGUUAUUGGACAUCACAGCUCUCCUGGAGGUGCUCAUUCUUUGAAUCCUUUUCCUUCUCCGAGAUAUAAUGAGGGCUAUAUAAGCCCUACUUCAGGUUCAAACCAACCUGAUCUAAGUAGCCUGAAUCACCAUAGUUCCAGUAAUGAUCAUGUGGACUUGCAGGGGCUGUCAAAGUCCUGUUUGGCCUGUUUGGAGUCACCUGUCUCCCAGCAGCCUUUAGCUUAUACUGUAGUGCCUUCUACCUCAGCCUUAACCCUUAUAGACACAAACUCCACCAAAACAUCUCCCAUCUCCCUGCCGGAAUCUGGGGCAAGUGGGCCCAAGACCUCCACAGUUCCUAAAGUUUCACAAGAUCAUAAGGAUGGUACAAAGCCUAAUAUAAAAGAGGAACCUGAAGAAAAGGAGCUUACUUUCCAGUCUCUUGGGCUACAGGAUAUAACUCUCGAUGAUGUGAGCGAGAUCAUUGUCAGAGACUUGUUCCAGAGUCCAGAUCCUGCAGGGGAUUCUUAUAGCUUGCCAUAGCAGCACUGUUACUGAGUCAGAUCCUCUGACAUGAUCAAGUUGUACUGUACAUACUGUAAUGUAUUUUAUCUGCCUUAUACUUUUAAAAGGGCUUCAUAAAGAAAACUUAUCAUACAUUUUGUAUUUGCAAUAAUCAAAUGUGUUUAUAAGCAGUUGCUGCAUAGUAUGGGUUCGAGCUUUACUAGGAUUGCUAGGUACUAUCUUUUGAAUUGUUCUUUGAACUGGACUUAUGAAAUGUGAAUGUUCAAGCUGAGACCUGAGACUAGAUGUGCCUUUUGCUGAGGUGCCUUGAAUGUGACAUUCAGUUUAAAAUCAACUCUUCACAAAAUGUUGACUGUGAAGGGUGUUUAUGACUCUAUGCAAUAUUGUUUUUAUGAAUCUAAAUAUUUUGGGGUGGCUGUAUAGGACAUUUUACACUAUUACAGUGUAACCUAGGUGUGAUAGUUGAAGCUGCCACUGGAACUGUAGUUUGUAAUUGUGUAAUUUGGCAUGAUUGAUUUGUGAUUUGCUGAGAACACACUGAUUUGUAACAUUUUCUGUUAGACGACUUGUUACGUGACAGACACUUUUUAUCUGAAACUUUUUCAGAUUCCAUAUUCUAUUUAUGAAAUUGUAUGGAACAUUAAGGUAUGUGACCUUUUCCUAUGCACUGAAAUUUUGCCUGUGUAGAAAGCUUUGGAAUUAAAUAUUGUUUUUCAACUAUAUUAAACA
This is a messenger RNA of Astyanax mexicanus (Mexican tetra), 3953 nucleotides long. It is a transcript of the gene nfatc3b, whose product is annotated as nuclear factor of activated T cells 3b. The coding region runs from base 207 to 3242 and encodes 1011 amino acids. NCBI's taxonomy places the organism in Eukaryota, Metazoa, Chordata, Actinopteri, Characiformes, Acestrorhamphidae. The transcript is spliced from 10 exons. The record is from RefSeq and is a predicted model, not a curated record. Gene Ontology annotation, molecular function: transcription factor binding; RNA polymerase II cis-regulatory region sequence-specific DNA binding; DNA-binding transcription factor activity, RNA polymerase II-specific. Gene Ontology annotation, cellular component: transcription regulator complex. Gene Ontology annotation, biological process: cytokine production; regulation of transcription by RNA polymerase II; calcineurin-NFAT signaling cascade.